UAAGUUUAUUACACUUUGUGAAGCUCUUGUCAAAGUCAUUGUUCUUUCCCCCAUUGAAUUUGAUUGAUUAUUAUGACAAUCAUCCACUCUACAAGAAGCAUUUCAAAACAAAAAAACUAUCUCCUGUCAGAGUGUUCACUAAUGUCUUGUUAAAGACCAUCAUUCUACCACCAAAUGAUAAGUAAAUAACAUUUCUUUAUCCAUGUAUCGUGUUUCUGAUAUUUUUUGUAGUUUUUGUGACAAAUGUCAACAAUAUUUCAGCAAAGAGAAUUUACAUUGUGAUCUAUGUAACGAUUGUCCUACUAAGCAUAACAAUGUUUGGCAGCAUUGUCUUAUUUGUGGGAAAUGUGUAAAGAAAGGUUAUGUUCACUGCGAGAUAUGUAAAUCGUGCAAACCUCCUGGACAUGAUUGUCAAAGAGGUGACUUUACUCUCACUUCAUUUGCAAUGUUGUGGAUCAAUAAAUCAGUAAUUAAAAAAGUUUCAUUGGCCAACUUUUCUUUACACAAUCUUAUAUUCGAGGUUUUGUUCCUAGUUUAA
Molecule: messenger RNA, 538 nt
Organism: Xenia sp. Carnegie-2017
Lineage: Eukaryota; Metazoa; Cnidaria; Anthozoa; Malacalcyonacea; Xeniidae
Product: rRNA N6-adenosine-methyltransferase ZCCHC4-like
Exons: 3
Coding region: 203-538 (111 amino acids)
Biological process (GO): rRNA methylation
Cellular component (GO): nucleolus; cytoplasm
Molecular function (GO): rRNA (adenine-N6-)-methyltransferase activity
Source: RefSeq, a predicted model, not a curated record